ACAACCUCUGCCUGGCAGAGCCUCACAGAGCCUCAAAUGCCAGCUGCUGCAGAGCUGCAACGAGGUGCUGUGGGCCAUACUGACCCUCUGCAGCAGAACACGGAUACAACUGUUAGAGUAGAGAAAGUGAACAGCAGUAAAGAGGAGGAGUCAGAGCCAAACUAUCAGAUCCCACCCCUGACCUCAGAUGGGCCACUCACCAGGAGGCCUGGAAGAAAGCCCCGAGGAUUCCUGUCUUUUAUCUCCAACAAAACUUCCACUGGCUCUGCCGGCAUUGCGAGGAUGAGCAGAUCCAUAUCUCAGAGGCCUUUGGUGAACACUGCUCGCGUAGAGAGAAGAAGAUCCUCAGCAGCAUCCAUGGGAACAGCCACAGAGACCCCUGCGAUAAAUGACACCUGUUCCAAAGUCAUGGUCGCUUCGUCCCAGGGCGUACACACACAUAAUAUUGCAUCCCCUCAAGACUCAGAAUCUCCACCCAGUGAGGUUUCCUGUGCCAAACCAAUGGUACAUAAGGCUGACGGUAAGGAACCCACGAAGGUGACAGAGUACUUCUUCAGUGAUAUCUUCACAGAAGUCGAGUACCAAGAUGGACACCAGCCGUGAGAAGACAAGAGGAUCCUGACAGAUGCUUGAGGAACAGCUUUGAACCUAAAUGUUCUUGCUCACAAAAAUGAGCCAGUUUAAAGAACCAUGUAGUCUCUGUGUUCCUAGAAAGGCUGUGUUUCGUCCUAAUCGAACCCUGACAGUCCUGGAAUUCAACCCUCAUCACAUCAUAAUACAGCCUUUUGGAAGAUAAUUUUUAAAUCUGAUUUUGUCGAGAAACCAGUUUUUGUCCUUUUCAGUUACGUGCUUUGCUUUUGGAUAUUAGGAUAAUUAGAACAGUGGGUUAUACCAUCUUUUGUGCACUUGUACAUCCAUUAGUUAUAUUACACAAUUUUUUACUUAUCAGUGUUUCUAAUAUUUAUCAAAACAUUUUCCUUUAUCAUUCAGUAUUCAUUUACAAUAAUGCUUUAAUAAAUUCUGGACAUUUUGUUGAUUUACCUUUUUAUCAGAAAAAUAAAAACUGCAAGGAAGCUGAUCAGUCUCAUACAAAAAUGGAAU
This is a messenger RNA of Scleropages formosus (Asian bonytongue), 1101 nucleotides long. Its product is annotated as transcription factor TFIIIB component B'' homolog. The coding region runs from base 37 to 603 and encodes 188 amino acids. The record is from RefSeq and is a predicted model, not a curated record. Lineage: Eukaryota; Metazoa; Chordata; Actinopteri; Osteoglossiformes; Osteoglossidae. The transcript has 3 exons.